CAACGGUAUAAAUCGUCGAAAAAGAAGAACGAACAAACCGUCUCGAGCUCUGAUGACCUAGGAAUGCGAUUCUAGAUUCAUAAUGGAAAGCGGAGGGACAGACAACGAUCUAAGCAAUCCUUUAUUUGAGAAAGAUUUAUUUGGUGAUUCAGGAGCAGAUAAUGGAAUGAAUGAUGAUAAUUUAAUGGGUGAUUUAAAUUUUGGUGGAGAUGCUGGCUUAGAUCCUCCAUUUCAAAAAGAGCUUGAAAACUUUUUGGAGGCCACUGGCUUUGAAGAAACAAUUGAUCCACCAUUAGCAAUUCCGUCAGGCGAGGAAAGUAAUCAAGCUUUAAGUACGUCACAGACAGAAGAACCCAUGCAGACAGAAAGUACUGAAGAUGUUUCAAGUGCUGGCAAUAACGGAGAGCAUAACACUGAAACAAAUGAAGAUGCUGCACACAUAUCAGAUGUUGCAGACGACAACAUGGAAAGUGAAGAAAAUGAAAAAAAAGCAAUGACAACAGAGGAAGCUGUCAAGGUAGUAGAAUCCGAAAAUAAAAUGGAAUCUGAAGAAAAGGAGGGAAAGGAGGUGGGAAAGAAUGAAGAAAAAUCUAAAGCACAAGAUGAAACCAAGGACUGUGAGAAUGAGAAAAUGGAGGAUGAUAGCAAAACUAAUUCCAAUUCGGAGGAAAAAGAGAAUGAAGGGAAGAAAGAAAUAAAUUCAGGGAAGUCGGAUGAAAAUGAUGGAAAGGAAGAAAAGGAGGAAGAAAAGGAAGAAGAGAAUAAGGAAAAAAUUGAAGAGGACAAAGGAAGUAAUAAAGAGAAGCAAGAAACAAAUGAAGAUAAGGAAGAAUGUAAGGAGGAGGAUGCCAACAAGCAAGAUGAUUCAAAAGAUGAGAAAGAUGAUAAAUCAGAUGAUACAAAGACAAAGAAGGGUAAAGAUGACAAGAAAUCGGAUAAAGUUCCAAAAGAGCUUGCACAUCAUUGGAGAGCCGUAAACAAAAACCCAACAGAUUUUACAUCAUGGAGUUACCUUCUGCAUUAUGUCGAGACUGAGGGCCAUCUUCCAUCGGCCAGGAAAGCAUUUGAAGAAUUCUUUAGUCGAUAUCCGUAUUGCUAUGGGUACUGGAAGAAGUACGCCGAUCUGGAGAAGAAAAAUGGAAAUAUGGACAUGGCAAAGGAGGUAUUUCUGCAAAGUUUGAAGGCCAUUCCAUUAAGUGUGGAAUUGUGGAUUCAUUUUAUUAACUUCACGAUGCAAGCUACAAAAGAUGAAGAUGAUCGUGUAGACACUAUCAGAAAGUUGUUUGAACAAGCUAUUGAAGCUGCAGGGACAGACUUUAAGUCUGACAAGUUAUGGGAUAUGUAUAUAAAAUUUGAGAAGGAACAGAAAGACUGGAAACGGCUGACACACAUUUACGAUCGAUUAAUUAGGAUUCCCACUCAACUCUACAGUCACCAUUUUGAAAAAUUCAAGAAGCAUUUGAACAGCCAACCAAUCAAGGAGGUUCUCUCAGACGCUGAGUAUGAAAAAUUGCGAUCGGAAUUCCUUGAGGAUAUUGAAGCUGAGCUAGAGGCAUCCCUGAAGGAAGAGGAUGCAGAUGUACCAGGUGGAGACGUUGCUCCGCCGGGACUUGACGAUGGGCCACCAGGAUUAAGUGAUGAACCCCCUGGGGUUUCUGAUGCAUCCACUGGAGAACAACCCAAGAAAACUACAGGCGCCUCAUACAUUAAACAGAUGAAAAAUGAAACUGAUCAGAUUAAGGAGAAAGUGUUGGCAUCUCGCAAUGCUAUUCACCAAGAAACAGAACAGGAAGUUAGCAAAAGAUGGGCUUUUGAAGAAGCUAUUAAAAGGCCUUAUUUCCAUGUGAAACCUUUGGAGAAACAGCAACUUAAAAACUGGAUUGAGUAUCUAGAUUUUGAAAUUGCAGAAGGCAUGUUGGAACGAGUUGUGAUACUGUUUGAGAGGUGCCUAAUAGCUUGUGCUCUCUAUGAAGACCUUUGGCUUAAGUAUGCGAAGUUUAUGGAACCACAUAGCAGUGAAGCAGUGCGUUCUGUUUAUACAAGAGCUUGUACAAUCCAUCUGCCUGCUAAACUAAACAUUGUAUCACACUGGGCUGCAUUUGAGGAAACACAAGGUGACUUUGAAAAGGCCAGAGAGAUUCUAGAAGAUCUUGAGAAACGUAAUGCAAAAUCCUCACUUAUCACCUUACGACGGAUCAACUUUGAGAGAAGGGUCAAAUGCCAUGAUAAAGCUCUUGAAGUUUUUAAAGGAGCUCUGGAAAGUUCUGACAAGAACAAGAUGAUGUUCAAUUUCUAUAGCUGCAAACUUGCUAGAUAUCACUACAAGAUCUUAGGAGAGUUUGAUAAAGCCAAAGAAGUUUUAAAUGAAGCACUGCUGAAAGAUAAGGACAAUCCAGAGUUAUAUCUGCAGCUUCUGGACCUGGAGUUCCAGAGGUCACCUCCCAAUGCUGAAAAUGUAAUGCAGCUCUUCCAGCAAGCUCAGAAAUCUGGUCUGGAUGCUGAUACAAAGUUCCUAUUCUCACAAAGACGACUGGAGUUUUUGAUAGACUUUGGAGAUGAUGUGAACCAGUUAAUGCAAGUGAUUGCUGAGAACCAGAAGAUGGCAAAAUCCCACCAGUCAGCAUUGAAGAAAAGAGCAGCAUCAGCAGCAAGUACUACAGAAGAUGCGACGCCACCUGAAAAGAAAGCGAAAACUGAAGCCAAGGCUGCUGGGCCCGUGGAUAACAGAGCUGAUACGACCUCAGGCCAGCAGCAGCAACAUACUCCACAGCAGUACCAGCAACAGCAGAUGCAACAGGGCAGGCCACCCCCACCACAGAUGAUGCAACAACACCCUGGACCAUACAACCAGCCAGGCUAUAAUUAUGGAGCUUGGAACCAGUAUAACCAGCCACCGCAUAAUGCCUACAACUAUCAGCAGUGGGGUGGCUAUAACCAAGGUUAUUACUAGGUCAGUGUCCUGAACAGAAGUAUGAUCGGAGGUCGACAUGGCAAAUAAGGACAUCUUUAAACCUCAUUCAUCACAUAUUUGACUUCUUUUCAAAUCAGGCCAUUAUUGUUUACUAUGAUUUUACAUCAUUUUCCAAUAAGUGCAUAUUUGCAUUAAAGUAUGGUUUCCAUAAAAUCGCUACACGCUUUUGCCAACGGUGAUUGGUCUGUCGAAUUGAGCAUUCCCGAUUGCAUCAGGGACAUCUACGCAGUGCAACGAUUGCACUAACAAUGCUGUAAUGACAGUGUAGCAAUUUUAAGGAAGCUUAAUGUGUGGUCUAUUUACUAGUAUGAGGCUUCACAUAUUUGUAGUGGACCUGUAGAUUGGUGGUGGUUAAGAUGUUCACCCAC
Molecule: messenger RNA, 3339 nt
Organism: Anneissia japonica
Lineage: Eukaryota; Metazoa; Echinodermata; Crinoidea; Comatulida; Comatulidae
Product: pre-mRNA-processing factor 39-like
Exons: 15
Coding region: 83-2950 (955 amino acids)
Biological process (GO): mRNA 5'-splice site recognition; RNA processing
Cellular component (GO): commitment complex; U1 snRNP; U2-type prespliceosome
Molecular function (GO): protein binding
Source: RefSeq, a predicted model, not a curated record